This is a messenger RNA of Anoplophora glabripennis (Asian longhorned beetle), 1370 nucleotides long. RefSeq lists its product as uncharacterized. Bases 110 to 994 code for a protein of 294 amino acids. The record is from RefSeq and is a predicted model, not a curated record. NCBI's taxonomy places the organism in Eukaryota, Metazoa, Arthropoda, Insecta, Coleoptera, Cerambycidae. The transcript is spliced from 2 exons.
CAACUAUAUACAAAACCGAAACUUUGCAGGUUAUGUUGCAAUGAAAAUUGUUUUCCAAGUUUUAAUAUUUUACCAGAAUACUAUGAAGAGUCAGCGCACCCAAUAAAGGAUGAAUCUGCCACACAAUAUCGAUUUCAAUUAUAUAUUUUCUCACUGUGAUCAGUCCAAAUUCGAAAUACCUCAUUACUAUGAUAAGCAAAACUGGGAACUCGGUGAAACAUACAGAAUGCGUGUAAGUAAUAUAUAUGACCCCUCAAAGUUUUGGAUAGUGGUGAAGGAGCAAGAACUGGACGUAUUUCAAAGGUUUCUGGCAGACUUUUAUAAUAAAUAUAGCAGUCGUUAUAAAAUGUCUUUAAACUCCAUUUCAGAAAACAUGUACUGCACAGCUUUUACAGAAAAUGCAUUUUACAGAGGACUCAUUGUUAGUAUACCACAUUCACUUACGCUAGAUAAAAAAGUAAUUGUGUUUUUGUUCGAUUUUGGGUACACGUGUAUGGUCAACUUGGAAGAUAUAUAUUAUCUUUCAGAAAAAUUUUAUGAAGUGCCUCGUUUUGCUGUUAGGGCGUCAUUAAGUGAUUUACAACCACACAGUGAACAUGUCUGGAACUAUGAGGUUGUUAAACGGUUCGAUGAACUGGUUUCGAAGAAAGUGUUGAUAUGUGUAGUGGAAUGUACAGAUCCUAGCCGUAGAAUCGUUUUCAUAAAAGUUGGAAGUGUAAAGGACGAGUUGUCUGAUGUUGUGGAUAUCGGUAUAACUUUAAUUAGUGAGAAACUAGCCAGAAGCACAUCUUCAAAGAAAUCUACAACAAAAAUAAAAAAUAACAGCAGGUACAUCCCAACUACGAACUAUCCUCAUCUCUUUCCGUCUUUCGAAGCCAUUGAAGGGGGAAUUGUACCCUCUUCUGUGUACAUAUCGGAAAUGCUUAGACAGUGCGUGGCUAGGGAUGUCCUAUUCAAGCCUUAUUUCGCAUACAAAGGCACUUCUGAAAAAUAGAGGGGUCGGUGUUGUAUUUUAAUUUGUUUUGUUUAAUAUUGCAGUUAUUUUUGAUAUUAUGUCUCAGGGUAUUAUUUAUUUUAACACAAGGUCAUGUGCAUAAUACCAGAGUAUUUUAAAAAUAUCGUUACUUCCUAUUAUUUGCAGAAAUAAUAUUUAUUUUCUAUAACUUCCCAAAAUAUAUCUUUAAGUCAUUCGGUUUUUUAAUAUCUGCCAUUUAAGGAUGGAUUUUAUUUUCAUUGUGUACCUUUUUGACAAAUGACAAAAUCUUAGGUGUAACUAGAAAGUUGUUUUAUUUAGUGUUAUUUUAUAUAAAAAAUUUGAAAAUGUGAAUUAAAAGACAAUUUUUAAAGUUAUUUUAAAAAUAACACAUACA